AUGGCUGCUGCGAACGGUGUUGGCGAUGGCAUCUUCUCUGCCACAUACAAUGGAAACCCCGUCUGGGAGUUCCAGUUCUUAGGCCCAGAUGCAAAGAGAGAGCAUGUGAUGCGACGCCAGUCCGACAACUGGGUCAAUGCCACACAUAUCCUGAAAGCUGCCGGUUUCGACAAGCCCGCGAGAACUAGAAUCCUCGAGCGCGAUGUACAGAAGGGAAACCACGAGAAGGUUCAGGGAGGCUAUGGUAAAUUCCAAGGAACCUAUCUGCCUCUGACAGAUGCACGAGAGCUGGCGCGACAACACAACGUCCUCGAUCGCAUUGGUCCCAUCUUUGACUUCGUCCCCGGUGCUGUUACCCCACCUCCUGCUCCUCGACAUGUCAGCAAACCAAAACAGCCUAAGAAGAGUGCGGUGAUUGCCCAACCUGCUGCUAUCAAGAAGCGGAAGCGCAAUGAUCAUUUUGCGGAUGACUUCGAUCGAUCUUCCGUUGCUUUCCGGGAUGAUACACCCGACGACCAGACGGUAGCUUCCGGCAGUUAUAUGGCCGAGGAUGAUGCAGACAGGAUGAUUGUGCACAGGCACACAAUGUAUGGCGAGGCACUCCUUGACUACUACGCCCUAGACAUGCGCGACUCGUCUGCUCCGCGCCCGGAGCCCCCUACGAACUUCAGGCCCGACUUCCCCAUCGACAAGCACCAAAAUACCGCCCUACACUGGGCCUCGGCAAUGGGUGAUAUUGACGGAGUCAAGCACAUGAAGCGUUUCGGUCCGUCACUUGCUGCAAGGAAUAUGCGAGGCGAAACCCCCUUGAUGCAUGCAGUCAACUUCACAAACGCCUUCGACAAGCAGACAUUCCCAGCCAUUAUGGAAGAGCUUCGAGAGAGCAUUGGAGAGCGCGACCUCUCGGGCCGGACAGUUCUGCACCAUGCCGUUUCGCACGCUGUCUCGGUCAAGUAUCGGAGACCUGCCAGGUACUACGUCGAAACCAUCCUGGGAAAGCUACAGGACACACACGAUUCCACGUUUGUCGAGCAGCUCGUGAACUCCCAGGACGUCAAUGGUGACACAGCUAUCCACCUUGCUGCCGAAAACAAGAAUACCAAGAUUAUUCGCUCGUUGCUUGGCCGUGGCGCAUCCACCUCGAUCCGCAACAACAAGGGCAUGCAUGCUGAGGAAAUGAUCCGAGAGCUAAACGAAGGCAUUCGGUCACGCUCCGCCAUGCCUCCGCCAUCGUCUUCGCCGUUCGCCCCUCCACCUCGACGCCCGAGCGUCAGCGAUGCGCUGCAAGACAUGUGGAAGAAUGCCGAAUUUCGGUCCGAGGCCGCCAAAGCCGUGCAGAAGCGAAUCGCCCCCAGCAUACUGCAAAAGAGUAGAGAUCUUGCGCAGAUCUUCGAGAAUCAAUGGCAGGAGAAGGACGAGGCCGAGCAAGAGGUGCGCCAGAUCCUGGAAAACACCCAAGAGGAGGCCAUGGCUCAGAUGGAGGAACUGCGCCGUCUUGAGUCAAUGCUCGAGCCGGAUGAGCUUGGUGCGAAGACGACAGCCGAGGCGGCGCAGUUGCGCACUCAACUCGCAUCUCUGCUCAAGUAUCAGAAUCGCAUUACAGUCCAAGGCAGGGUCCACACCGAGCUUAGCAUGCAGGUCAAUGGUGACAGCCAGGGGGCCAGCAGCCAGGCGAGUGGCCAUGACGAUCAGGACGAGCGCCGACAACUGGCACAAGAGCUUCUCGGCAGGAUUAGCGACCUGCGCAAGCUCGAGGAGGACCUGGUGGCGGCGACAGGAUUGCAGGGCAUGGGCCAAGCCAUCGAGAACUAUCGAUAUCUGCUCCAGCUUUGCCUCGGCCAUCAGGCGCCGGGCCUUGACGACAACCUGGACAACAUGAUCCGGGAAAUUCAGGAUGAGGUUGAUUAUACCAACAGCUCACGGGCGUUGCGUGUGACGGGCAAUGGCGAUGCACACGCAGUGGAACUUUCUGAAGGGGAGUAG
Diaporthe amygdali is the source of this 1983-nucleotide messenger RNA. RefSeq lists its product as uncharacterized. Bases 1 to 1983 code for a protein of 660 amino acids. The record is from RefSeq and is a predicted model, not a curated record. Gene Ontology annotation, molecular function: protein binding; transcription regulator activity; DNA binding. The transcript has 5 exons. Lineage: Eukaryota; Fungi; Ascomycota; Sordariomycetes; Diaporthales; Diaporthaceae. Gene Ontology annotation, cellular component: MBF transcription complex; SBF transcription complex.